CGUCGACGUUGGAGAGUUGUGCGGCACAACUUCGCAGUUAUGUCUGGAAAGAAGCUUGCCAAAGAUACGCAAGCGGUAGUUAAGUCCGCAGAAGGAAAAAACGUUUCUUUGAACAAUGAUCGUUUCCAAGGAGAUGGCGUGAAGUUCAAGUGCAAGCUUGUAGGUAUAGAAGAUGUCGGUGGCGAUGGUGAUGACAUGUGUUUCGAGGCAAUCAAGAAAGUAAAGGAGCGAGCGCAAGAAUUAAAAAAGGGAAGCGGUAAGCACAAGCAAAAGAUUGUUUUGCACGUCUCUUUGAAUGGUAUCAGGAUAGUGGACGAAACAACUCAGGUGAGUUUUCCUAACAUGCUAAAAGGAUCAAUUCUCCUUUAAAAAAUGCAAAACUUGCUGCCAAACAGCUAGAAGUCAAGAUGCUCGAUUGAUUGACUCCUUUAAACAUAUCUUAUGUAUUGGUAUUGUACGAAGAUAAUGCACGCCAAUCAUAAUGUACUGGGGACGAGACAGGGGAAACGUGGCUGUUAUUUAUGCUAUUCUGAUCAUCUUUACCUGUGUAAAAAGAAGGAAUAUAAGGUGCAGAAAGAACUUUCUCUUUUAAUGUUCUAGCAUAGUCAUAUUCAUUUGGCAUAUAUGGAGAGUGUCGACGGUUUGGCUAUAAGAUUUGGUCAUCAUAAACUCAAUCACCGCAUUGCAACACACAUCAUUGAAAUAACCCGGAGCACCAUUGCAAUAGGUAACCAUCACUGACCAAUCACCACUAACCGCCACGUUAACCGAAAAGCAGCUUCUGAGGUGCUUUGGUGUGUUCUUACACAGCCAUUGUUGCAUCGGCCAUACUUUUCUGGAUCGUACUUGCGAGGAAAACUUUCAUUUUAAUUUACUUCAGGGAGCCAUAGAAAUUCGGGAAAUCAUUUCGGUUGUUAGGAAGAAAGAUACUCCACGAUUUGCCGGGAAAAUUUUCGUUUCGAUCGAUCAAAAGUAUCGUAAAAUAGUGACUUGUUUAACGGCGAGUCGAUUUUAGCUUUCUUUCACUUCUCCGGUUAAUUGAAACCUUCCCGCACUACGCCCGUUUAUUUUGGUACACCAGCAUCAGUACAGUGAAUAUUUUUAUAUUUUGUCAUGUUGUAGUGAUCAAUGUCGAGUAAAGAUACCGUAGAGUCCUGGUUAUAAGAUCCCAAGAUACAGACGAAAGAACGGUUACAGGAGAAAUAUGUUUGGACUUUAGUUUCCAGGAAAUUUGCUCUCUUAGGGUUCGGUUACACGGAGCUCUUUUUACUUUGGUAAAUGACCCUUUAACCACGGGAAACUGCAUUAAGUGAGUAUGACCAAUAUUUCCGGAGGUAAAUUUCCCGUGGUUAAUACCCAUGGAUACGUCAAAAAGAACACAUACAACACCUUGACAUUUAAUGUGGUAAGUUGCAAUGGUGAUUCUCCGUUUGACAUUAAUACGUAACCAAAAAGGAAAAAUGGUUUUCCUCCGUGUGCCAUUUUUGUUACCUUAGCAAAAUCCCGUGUAAACCGUUGGUUCACAACGUAUACCUGAAAACCCAGCCAAAAAAAAAA
Orbicella faveolata is the source of this 1557-nucleotide messenger RNA. RefSeq lists its product as uncharacterized. NCBI's taxonomy places the organism in Eukaryota, Metazoa, Cnidaria, Anthozoa, Scleractinia, Merulinidae. Gene Ontology annotation, biological process: protein phosphorylation; necroptotic signaling pathway. Gene Ontology annotation, molecular function: protein kinase activity; ATP binding. The record is from RefSeq and is a predicted model, not a curated record.